AUGGAGAAGCCCAGACGAACUCGACGACUUUAUGCUGGCACAGUUCAAAACUUUGUUGUGGCCUGGUUAGACGAAAACAUCGAUGAAGAGAACAACAUUGAUUGCCAAAAUACAAUUAUUAAGCUACGAGAAGUAGUCAAUGCAGUGAAUACAUUCACUAAUAUCGAAGAAUGUGUUACUUUUAUUACUGAUAUCAAGGACGAAAAGGUCUUUAUGGUUUCAUCGGGUGCACUUGGUCAAACAUCAGUCCCUAUGGUUCACGAUAUGAUACAAGUUAAUACCAUAUAUAUUUUUUGUGCGAAUACGACUCAACAUGAGCAAUGGGCGAAAGAAUGGGCUAAAAUAAAAGGUAUCUUCUCAGACAUUCAGUCCAUCUGUGACGCAUUGAAAAAGGCCACUCAUAAAUGCGAUCAAAACAACAUCUCAAUGAGUUUCAAACCCAUGACUGUUGAUACAAUAACUGAAAGUCUCGAUGAACUAGAUCAAUCCUUUAUGUACACACAGAUACUAAAAGAAAUUCUCUUAACUAUUGAUUUUCAAACGGAACAUUUUCAAGCAUUUAUUACAUACUGUCGGGAACAGUUUGUUGACAAUCCAGCCACAAUUCGUCAUGUCGAUAAACUCGAAAAUGAAUAUCAUCAACGUACACCGAUCUGGUGGUAUACACACGAGUGUUUUCUGUAUUCUAUGCUUAAUCGAGCUUUACGACUAAUGGAUAUCGAUCUCAUCAUCAAAUUAGGCUUUUUUCUUUCUGACCUUCAUCAACACAUCACCCGCAUUCAUUCGGAACUAACUGAUUUCGACACGUUCACUGUAUAUCGUGGUCAAGGUUUGCCUCAGACAGAUUUUAACCAAUUGGUAAAGACACAAGGUGGUUUAUUAUCGUUUAAUAGCUUUUUAUCAACUAGUCUUGACCAAAAAGUCUCUCUUGCUUUCGCUGAAAGUAAUAUAGAUAAUCCAUAUUUAAUAGGUACUCUCUUUCAAAUAACUAUUAAUUCAUCGACUUCAUCAACUCCAUUCGCCGAUGUUCGCGAUAUUGGUUAUUACCAGGACGAAGAAGAAAUUCUCUUUUCUAUGCAUUCUAUAUUUCGUAUUGGAAAAAUCAAACAGAUCGAUGGCAAUGAUCGACUUUGGCAAGUGGAGUUGACAUUGACUGGAGAUCAUGAUCCACAACUGCACAUAUUAACUAAAUAUAUACGAGCAGAGACAUCUCCAGAUGAGAUCGGAUGGAAGCGAUUGGGUCAAUUAUUGAUUAAACUUGGGCAGUUUGACAAAGCACAACAAGUCUAUGAUGUACUGCUUACUCAGACAUCUGAUCAACAAGAGAAAGCCAACAUUUAUCAUCAUCUCGGAACAAUCAAAAAUGGUCGAGGAGAAUAUGCCGACGCCAUUACAUAUGCGGAAAAAUCACUGGAAAUCAACCAAAAACUUCGUCCAUCUGAUCAUCUUGACUUGGCUGCUUCUUACUACAUCAUCGGUUUGGCGUAUCAUAAGAUGAGCGAGUACUCGAAAGCUCUUUCUUAUCAUGAGAAAGCCCUUGAAAUCAGAGAAAAAAUCCUUCCUCUAAAUCAUCCUGAUUCAGCUACUUCCUACGAAUACAUUGGCGAUGUGUAUUAUCGCAUGGGUGAGUAUUCAAAGGCACUUUUCUAUCAUGAAAAAGCACUUGAAAUUCGACAAAAAAUCCUUCCUCUAAAUCAUCCUGAUUUGGCUGAUUCUUAUUGUGACCUCGGCCGGGUGUAUGGCAAGAUGAGCGAAUACUCGAGAGCACUGUCAUCUCAUGAAAAAGCACUGGAAAUCCGACAAAAAGCUCUCCCUGAAAAUCACCCUGAUUUGGCUACUUCUUACAGCAACAUGGGUGUGGUGUAUUUUCGUAUAGGCGAAUACUCGAAAGCACUAUCAUAUAGUAAAAAAGCAUUUGAAAUCCAACAAAAAACUCUUCCUCCAAAUCAUCCUGACUUGGCUGCUUGUUACAACAACGUCGGUAACGUGUAUAACAAGAUGAGUGAGUACUUAAAAGCACUUUUCUAUCAUGAAAGAGCAUUUGAAAUCUGGCAAAAAGCUCUCCCUGAAAAUCAUCCGGAUUUGGCUAUUUCACACAAUAAUAUCGGUUUGGUGUACGACGGCAUGCGCGAAUAUUCAAAAGCAUUUUCUUAUUAUGCACGGGCUAUUGAGAUUGGGCAACAUUCAUUACCUGAAAAUCACCUUCGUCUUCAAGAAUGGAAAAGAAAUCUUGAAAAUGUUAAAAAGAAGUUGUAG
Molecule: messenger RNA, 2256 nt
Organism: Adineta steineri
Lineage: Eukaryota; Metazoa; Rotifera; Eurotatoria; Adinetida; Adinetidae
Source: the annotation of a GenBank genome assembly